UCAUGAUGUGCAUCUGUUGGUUUUGAUACAUACCCUUACAAAUUAUUUCCACUUAGCUUUGCUUUACUGGUUUUUCCAAACCAUUACUUUCAUUUUGAGAUGUAUUUUUAUAAAUCCAAAUCCGAAUCAACAAAUAUUCCCACAACAACAGACCAUUGACCUAACCUAUCCAUGUGUAAAGCUAUGUCGAAGGUCAAUGAAGCUUUGCAAAUUUUGAAUACAGCCCAACACAACACUCGCACCUGGAUAUCUAGUGAGCAAGCAUCUAGUUGGAUAGUUACUAACUGAGGGAGGAACUACUAACUAAAUAGAAGUGUCAUAACUGAUAUAAAAGUCAAAUAUGGCAGACAUCAGACUGAGUUUCAGCAUUGCAAUGGUUGCGGCAGUUGUCCUUGGAGAGUUGUUCAGUCUCAUUUGGUACAAUCUGCUCUUCAGGAGAGACUAUGGGGAACGUAACCUCAUAAUGGCCAUCCUAGCUGAUGUUGGCCUCGCAUUCAUCCUGAAUCAUAUUAUGGGGCAACACUGGUCAGUCCGUAACAUCGAGGAUGCUGUAUGGCUAUCCAUCUGGUUAGGAUGUCUUUAUAUCUGUCUUGAGUCCCCUCAUCAUUUAUGGCAUCAACGUGAUCUUACCCGCUUCCUCAUCCAUGCCUUGCACAAGUUUGGCAUCUGCUUCGUGAUGGUCUUCUCCCUCGAUUACUUCAAGAACUACUAGGUCUCAAUCAUAAAUGAGACUUAUAUAAAGUCGUAGAAUCUGAAUGGAACAGACAAUUAUUAAAAAUAGACAUUCACUGGAAUAAAUUAAACAGCCAUUUCUGGAUCAACACUUACUACCUAGAUAAAUCUCAGGUGCAAGAUGUUGAUUUCUUAAUGAAGAAAAUAAUUCAAUCUUUCAUUCUCUCCUAUAUAAACAUGCAUCUAUGAUAAAGAUUCUUCUUUAUCAAGAACACAACAUCAGGAAUAAUCACUUAACUCAGGAACAGCAAUUUACUGGUAGACCAAUUGUACGUACAUACUGUAUAUUUAGGUACCUUGUAUGCAUUUAUUUUUGGAUUUAUUAGUAUCACUGAAGAUUAAGUAAACUAUCUGAUGUCCAGAUAACCUAAUAGAUUACUGUCAUCAUGAUUUUCUUAAUGGAAAUAUGCUGUAAACUAUAAUCAUCCACACCUUCUAAUAACAUUGUAACCUUGCAACUCAUAUA
Owenia fusiformis is the source of this 1198-nucleotide messenger RNA. The record is from the annotation of a GenBank genome assembly. NCBI's taxonomy places the organism in Eukaryota, Metazoa, Annelida, Polychaeta, Sabellida, Oweniidae.